AUGCUCAAGUUGGGGUAUAAACAGAGUCAAGGAGAUCACACUUUGUUUUUAAAACACUCAUCUUCAGGGGGAGUGACUGCUUUAUUAGUCUAUGUGGAUGACAUUAUAGUGACUGGUGAUGAUCUGGAAGGAAUUGAGAAUUUAAAGAAAUGCCUAGUAAAAGAAUUUGAAGUCAAAGAGCUCGAGAUGGGUAAGUUGGGAUGUAAACCAGCAGAGACACCCAUAGAGGUGAACCACAGACUUGGAGAUGCACUAGAAGAUGCAACAGUUGAUAAAAGGUCUAUGGUUGAUAGAAGAUCAACCUCUGGCUAUUGCACUUUAUUAGAAGGUAACCUUGUGACUUGGAGGAGUAAAAAACAAAAUGUUGUGGCUAGAUCUAGUGCAGAAGCUGAAUUUAGGGCUAUGGCUCUUGGAGUUUUUCAACAUGAUCGUACGAAGCACGUUGAGGUUGACAGACAUUUUAUAAAGGAAAAACUGGAUAGUGGCUUAAUUUUCACUCCAUUUGUAUCCACUGAUUGUCAACUAGCAGACAUACUUACCAAAGGAUUGUCUGGGAAAUCGUUUCAGAAACUAGUAACCAAGCUGAGAAUGGAUGAUAUCCACUUCCCAGCUUGA
Molecule: messenger RNA, 615 nt
Organism: Gossypium arboreum
Lineage: Eukaryota; Viridiplantae; Streptophyta; Magnoliopsida; Malvales; Malvaceae
Exons: 4
Coding region: 1-615 (204 amino acids)
Source: RefSeq, a predicted model, not a curated record